CACUAUGUGCUCACGAACUACCGCGCACUACAAAUACGUAAACAUGGAUCAAUAGGUCAAACCUCUUUUGGUAUAUUUCAAAAGUAACACUUUACCCAAGCCACCUUUACAUAGUACUUUAAAGUUACCUGAUGAUAGUUCCUUGAAGAACUCGAAGGAAUCAGCUAUGUAUUUCAGGAAUGGAGUUACUUUAAAAAAUUCAGGCUGCCAGAUAUCUAAGUUCAGUGGCGAUUGUUCUGAUGAGGUUGCUAUGCUCAGAAAAAAAGUUGCCUUACUUAGUGAACAAAAUAAAACUAUCGAUGCUCAAUGCCGUACUUUGAGAGAGAAUCUGGUUAAAACCGAGAAUGAACUUACAAUGAUGGCUGAUCCUAUUGAAUGUUUUCAAAGCUCAAAACUAACCCAAAGUGCAGGCCGCUGCAAACAGAAAUCAUAUAAAAAUAUUCGUUUACUUUAUCAAAAGGUUUUUAAAUUGGAGACUCAACUUCAAGAUAAAGAUUCUCAGUACAACCGCUUGGUAACGGACAUGAAAUUUACUCGGACUGAAGAGUUGCGAAUACAGUUGAAGACUGCAUUUACAGAAAUCAAGCGGUUAAAAGAACAGAUUCAUAUUUUAUCAAAUCAGUGUCCAGAGAAAAAAGAGAAAUCUACCAUUAAACCAAAAACAAUUUUUUCCAGUGAAAACAAUGAGUCACAUUCUCAAAUUAGGAUUUUGGGGAGAGUGAUUAAAGAUUUAGAUCAGCAGAAACAAGAGUUGAUAGCAAAGAACCACUAUUUAGUGAAUAAAAUACAGAAGCUUUACAAGCGUUUAUCAUCAAAUGAUGUAAAAGAGGAUGUUACUCCUUAUCGUGCUUGUGAGAAUGAUGAGACUGAUGUGCAGACUUUAAAGUCCACUGAUGAUCAUUUGGUGGCUACCAUUGUUGAAAGUACCGUAUCGAAUAAAGUGACUAACGAAGCUCCUAAAGUCUCGACGAUUAUUCAGCAAGAUGAGGAAAUAGCAAAGGAAUUGGCAUUAGCGAAGUCACAAAUUGCUAAUUUGCAACAUAUAAACAAAACUUUGACCGAAUCCCACGAGAAUAUGAAGAAAGAGUAUGAAUUAAUGGAAAAGAAAGUGACAGAACAGCGAGCUGAAAUCCAAAAAUUCCAAAGAAAAGCCGUGCGAGAAAAUGAAUGUCAAACAGAAAUAUGAAACAACAAUUCACCGAUCUGGAAAAUAAUGUUCGAUUUCGAGAUAAUCUGAGGGCAAAUGAUAAUUUUAUGAACGUUCAUGAUUUUAAGCAAAUUUUUUCUUUUUUACUUCUUUUAGCAAUCUCUUUUUUGUUUCACUCAGUCGAAAUGAAUUUUCUAAAUAUUCAUUAGAGAAUUUUAUUAGUAAUCUUAUAGACAGUGUAAUAACAUGACAUAAUAAA
Molecule: messenger RNA, 1406 nt
Organism: Schistosoma turkestanicum
Lineage: Eukaryota; Metazoa; Platyhelminthes; Trematoda; Strigeidida; Schistosomatidae
Source: the annotation of a GenBank genome assembly